AAGUCUUUUCUGAGGGGUGAAUCGAUGCCAUUUUCAUCUGGUGAGCUAGAAGGAAUACAAUGCCUUGUUAAUCUGCAUGUCAAGGUUGCCAAGAAGCUCCAAAGCAGUAGUCUAAGAUACUGGUUAUUGGAGUAUUUCAGAAGGCAGCCAAGAGAAAGGAAGUUUGGUGCUUUAAUUCUUCGGUUCAUUAAAGAUCGGAUAGCUUCUCUCCUUCUUAUCGAGGUUGGAAUUCAAGUUUGUGCUUCUGUUUCAUCUGGGAAGCAGAUUGGGGAUGAGAUUGAGGUCACCAUUGAAGAGGCUCAUCCCCGUGAUGAUGUUCUCUCUGUCAGCGAAGUUUAAGGGAAACAAUAAGCUCAAGGAGAUGCUCCCCAGACAUUAACUUUUUGCUGGAAGGCCCAUUUUUUAGUAGCAAGCCGAAAGUUUUCUAAUCAUCAUAUUCAUAUAUAAGUAUGCAAAAUGCAUAUCUCAAAAGUCAGGCUUCAAGAAACCUUCCAUUCCUCUCACCAUCCAACGCUUUUUAUUGCCAACAAAUGGGAUUUUUAUAGCCUCGGCAAUUGUGAACGAUUUAUAUUUAAGAAUUAUAACCGCACGCAGUAAUGGAAUUCCUUCCAUCUCUCACCAGUCAAUAUUGUUAUCUAUCCUGCUUAACUUGUUGCUUCAAAUGUCAGAGUAGAUUCAAUCUUUGAAAAGAACUGUCGGAGGGUUAGCUAACUGGAGAUGAUUUAGUUUUAUUGAUCUUAUGAAGAAUAAUUAUUGUGAAACUUAAUGCAGUAUAGAGAACAAUUAUUAUGGCUUGCCUUAGCCUUAGCCUUGGAGAUUGGCUCCACUGUCUUAUAUGUACAUGUCAAUUUCUUUUUUCUGUUUCUCUACUAUAAAAGAACCAUUUUUUUGCAAUUUUAAAUUUCAAUUUGAGUUUGUUC
Messenger RNA from Phalaenopsis equestris, 920 nucleotides. Its product is annotated as ribonuclease II, chloroplastic/mitochondrial-like. The transcript has 3 exons. Bases 25 to 339 code for a protein of 104 amino acids. NCBI's taxonomy places the organism in Eukaryota, Viridiplantae, Streptophyta, Magnoliopsida, Asparagales, Orchidaceae. The record is from RefSeq and is a predicted model, not a curated record.